Suillus bovinus is the source of this 156-nucleotide messenger RNA. Its product is annotated as mitochondrial import receptor subunit TOM7. The coding region runs from base 1 to 156 and encodes 51 amino acids. Gene Ontology annotation, biological process: protein import into mitochondrial matrix; protein insertion into mitochondrial outer membrane. Gene Ontology annotation, cellular component: mitochondrial outer membrane translocase complex; mitochondrial outer membrane. The transcript is spliced from 4 exons. The record is from RefSeq and is a predicted model, not a curated record. NCBI's taxonomy places the organism in Eukaryota, Fungi, Basidiomycota, Agaricomycetes, Boletales, Suillaceae.
AUGCCUUCCGAAGAGACCAAGGAACGUAUCACAAAACUCGUGGAGGUUGGCCGCACUCUGGUGCACUAUGGCUGGAUACCACUCAUCAUUUACAUUGGCUAUACUCGGAGCACGCCUCAGCCCACCCUUAUUAAGCUCAUAAGCCCACUCGCAUGA